AUGACCGGCAGAGGAAAAGGCGGUAAAGCUAAAGCGAAGGCAAAAAGCCGAUCUUCUCGAGCUGGCCUUCAGUUUCCAGUAGGAAGAAUUCAUCGUCUUCUACGGAAAGGAAACUACGCUGAAAGAGUUGGUGCUGGUGCUCCAGUUUAUCUUGCAGCAGUACUUGAAUAUUUAGCUGCUGAAGUGUUGGAGCUGGCUGGAAAUGCUGCAAGAGACAACAAAAAGACAAGAAUUAUUCCCCGACAUUUGCAACUUGCUAUUAGAAACGAUGAGGAACUAAACAAGCUUUUGUCAGGAGUUACCAUUGCCCAAGGUGGUGUUUUGCCCAAUAUCCAAGCUGUCCUGUUACCCAAGAAGUCCUCUUCAUCAGGAGCUGCACCUGCGUCUGGAAAGACAAAGAAAUCCUCGCAAUCUCAAGAAUUUUAAUUUUAUAGUCGUGACAUAGAUUAUUCCAUAACGGCCCUUUUCAGGGCCACCCAACUGUUCAAGGAAUUGUGUAUUCAGACUUUAUAACCAUCUGUUAUGAUCUGUCUCUAGUCUACUUGCUUAUACUUAUACUUCUAUUUCUGGCGUACAUUUUUCAAUUCCA
This is a messenger RNA of Lymnaea stagnalis (great pond snail), 589 nucleotides long. The record is from the annotation of a GenBank genome assembly. Lineage: Eukaryota; Metazoa; Mollusca; Gastropoda; Lymnaeidae.